AUGUUCAAUUUCUUACUCAGAAAAGACGUUCGAAAGAUUCUCAAGCGCAAAGAUAGCGAUGCAGGGGAAAGAGGAAGAGCACUGGAAGACUUAAGAGGUUCACUGUUUAAUGAAUUUCGUUCCCCUGAAGGUGCAAAACGACAACAACAUCGUACAUGUGGUCCAGCCGCAGCACUUGCCUUCAAUUUUGUAGUUGCAAUUAGUAUUAUCUUCAUGAACAAAAUGGUUCUUCAAACUGUUAAAUUCAAAUUCCCUAUUCUUCUCUCACUAAUUCACUAUGUAGUGAGCUGGCUCUUAAUGGCUAUACUAAAUGCGUUUUCUUUGCUUCCUGCAUCUCCUUCCUCAAAAUCAACUAAUCUGUCUGCUUUAUUUACUCUUGGAUUUGUUAUGUCUCUGUCUACUGGCCUUGCUAAUGUUAGCUUGAAGUAUAAUAGUAUUGGUUUCUAUCAGAUGGCAAAGAUUGCAGUAACACCUUCAAUAGUUAUGGCAGAAUUUGUAUUGUAUAGGAAGAGAGUUUCUUGGCCUAAGACUUUAGCAUUAACGGUGGUAUCUAUUGGUGUUGCUGUGGCUACAGUGACAGAUCUGCAGUUCCAUUUCUUUGGCGCCUGUGUUGCGUUAGCGUGGAUUGUACCUAGUGCUGUAAACAAAAUCCUCUGGUCCAGAUUGCAGCAGCAAGAAAACUGGACUGCUUUGGCGUUGAUGUGGAAAACAACACCUAUUACUUUAAUUUUUCUGGCUGCUAUGUUACCCUGCUUAGACCCUCCUGGUGUGCUUUCCUUUGAUUGGAACUUCAGUAACACAUUGGUGAUACUCACAUCAGCCAUUCUUGGAUUUUUGCUUCAGUUGUCCGGGGCUUUAGCACUAGGAGCUACAUCUGCGGUCUCGCAUGUUGUUCUUGGGCAAUUUAAGACAUGCAUUAUCCUCCUGGGAAACUAUUAUCUCUUUGGAUCCAAUCCAGGCAUAAUCAGUAUCUGCGGGGCAUUUACAGCUAUUGUUGGUAUGUCUGUAUACACUUGCCUUAAUCUGAAGCAGCAAACAGCCAAGAUAUUUCCUCAUCAGACCACCCUUUUACCAAAAUCUAAACUAAACAAAGAAAAUGGCAAUUCCCAUAAUGGACAUUACAGUGCAGAAAAUGUCUAA
Sphenostylis stenocarpa is the source of this 1140-nucleotide messenger RNA. The record is from the annotation of a GenBank genome assembly. NCBI's taxonomy places the organism in Eukaryota, Viridiplantae, Streptophyta, Magnoliopsida, Fabales, Fabaceae.